Geodia barretti is the source of this 1437-nucleotide messenger RNA. NCBI's taxonomy places the organism in Eukaryota, Metazoa, Porifera, Demospongiae, Tetractinellida, Geodiidae. The record is from the annotation of a GenBank genome assembly.
AAAUGGAAGGGGUGAGGCGGAACAUAGCACUGAAGCUGAAACCGGCGGUAGGGAAGGACAGCGGGCCUCACCGCUCACCCGGCGAUGGAGGACGGAAGAAAGAAGGAGGCAAGACUUCUGGUGUUGUGGAAGACGUCAUCGGUUCCUCCUCUCCUCCUCCACCCCCGCCUCCCUCUGAUCUCCAGUCGCGCUCCCCCAAGCCACACCCCCUCCCUGAAACAGAUCAACCUCCCACUGACCAUGCCCACCUCGUUACCAGCAUCCCCCAACCCCCUGAACAUGUCACCAUGACUACAACUGUCUCUGUGUCAGGGAAAGUCCCCCCAGAGAGUGCCCUGGAGACCGGAGGUAGUCUUCGCUGGGACCAGAAGAUGAACUUGUUGGGUCGAGCAGUGCAGGACCCUCUCAUGCACAUCUGUGAGAUCUGCUGUCUACCUGUACUCAUAUACGGCAGAAUGAAGAGAUGUCGCCAUGCAUUCUGUCGAGACUGUGCUAAGAAGGCAGGAGGGGUGUGUCCUCGUUGCAGAGAGGGAGAACAGAUGUUUGAAGAGGCCUCGAUGGGAAAUGUAUACAUCUGCACACAUGGAGGAGGACGGUGAGAUGGGGACCAUGCAUUUUAGGUCACCUGACAGCUGUAAUGGAUUCAGAGACAUGAAAUGGGUGUGUCUUGUUUGCUUUGCCUUGCCUUUCUACCGCACUACCUAGUAGUUGACACAUGUUCUUUAAGUUCAAGACCUAGGUCUAGAUGCACCACACAGCUUUGUUGGAUGAGAUAAAGAAUAGAUAUGGAAACGAAGGUGUCAUCGUGUAUCUUAGCCUAAAGUGUAAAGUGCUGUUUUAGUCCAGCGGUUGUCUGUGCUGUAGCUAUGACAACAAGGGAUGUGGGCGGAGCUACCUGUCCCAGCGAGAUCUAGAGGCCCACAUCACUUACCGUCAUAAAGACAAGAGCACUCUUCCUGGUCCUCCUCCGGCUGGAGUGGCUCUCACCUCCCAGAGUGGGCUUCCCUCCCUCCCCAUGCCGCCCUUCUUCGCUAUGGGGCCUGCUGGUCUUCCUCCAAACUUUCCCCUCCACACUCUCCCUCACCCCGGCAUUCCUCCCAACCUGCCAGGGGCAAGGGGUCAGCCAAUGUUUCCGGCCAGAUUGCCUGUUGUCUUUGUCUCCCAGGGAGCUACUUCCACCAGUGCUGCAGUCCCGACAUGGACUACUCCCACUGUCUUCAAACCUCUCUAGUCUAUCUCUGUAUCAUCUCAUUAACAACCUUCGUAAUGACACAGAAAAACGAUCUUUGGCACUGACAGCAGCUGACUACGGUGCUUUUUGGCCCUCCUGAUGCACUGGUCACUUGUUUUAGCCACACUAUUAUUAUAGCAAAACUAGUAGUAUAACAGCUUUCAGACUAUGCAGGUGAUGCUAUUUACUGCGUGUUUUUUCACUCA